Oryza sativa Japonica Group (Japanese rice) is the source of this 1476-nucleotide messenger RNA. Its product is annotated as protein transport protein SEC13 homolog B. Lineage: Eukaryota; Viridiplantae; Streptophyta; Magnoliopsida; Poales; Poaceae. The record is from RefSeq and is a predicted model, not a curated record. Gene Ontology annotation, biological process: COPII-coated vesicle budding; protein import into nucleus. Gene Ontology annotation, molecular function: protein binding; structural molecule activity. Gene Ontology annotation, cellular component: nuclear pore outer ring; COPII vesicle coat.
ACGUCUUAACUCGAGUAUCUUCCCCUUCCCUUAGGCGUCAAAAAAGAAAAUCUCCCGUCUCCUCCGCUCCUUGCGCCAAGACGAGUCGCGGCUGAACAGGGGAGGGGCGCCGAUCUCCAUCCGGCGAGCAGAGCAGGGCAGGGGAGGGGAUCCUGAAUUGUGGAGGACUUAGAGGUUGUGGCACACUACAGCUUUGAACCAUGUCAUCGAAGAAAAUAGAGUUGGACCACAAGGACAUGGUCCAUGAUUCAGCUAUCGACUACUAUGGCAAGCGCCUUGCAACUGCCUCCUCAGACUCCACUGUCAAGAUCUCCAGCAUAGGCGGCAAAUCUGCCCCAUCCCAGCUCCUUGCAACACUCAGCGGGCACUAUGGCCCUGUGUGGCGUGUCGCAUGGGCCCAUCCUAAGUAUGGUACUAUCCUCGCAUCCUGCAGCUAUGAUGGGCGUGUGAUCAUUUGGAAGGAGGGUGCUGGAGGCCACUGGUCUCAAGCCCAUGUAUUUACUGACCACAAGUCCUCUGUCAACUCCAUUGCUUGGGCCCCAUAUGAGGUUGGUCUUUGUCUCGCCUGUGGGUCUUCUGAUGGAACCAUUUCUGUCAUGACUAUGCGAGCUGAUGGGGGAUGGGACACUGCAAGGAUUGAGCGAGCUCACCCUGUUGGUGUGACAGCAAUCUCCUGGGCUCCAGCAACAGCACUUGGUUCUCUGGCUGGUUCAGGAGAGCUUGUUUAUAAGCUUGUCUCUGGUGGUUUUGACUCAGUUGUUAAGGUCUGGGGAUUUGUCAAUGGUGGCUGGAAACUGGAGAGUGCUCUUCCUUCAGAUGUUCACACAGACUGUGUGAGAGAUGUUGCAUGGGCACCAGUGUUGGGCUUAGCUAAGGCGACCAUCGCCAGCGCUUCUCAAGAUGGGAAGGUUGUCAUUUGGAGUAGAGGGAAAGUUGGUGAUAAGUGGGAGGGAAAGGUCAUGCACGACUUCGGGUCCCCUGUUUGGAGGGUUUCCUGGUCCUUGACUGGAAACAUAUUAUCUGUAGCUGCUGGUGAGAACAACAUAACUCUGUGGAAGCAAGCAUCAGAUGGGCAAUGGGAAGAGGUGAUGAAGGUUGAGCCAACAAAACCCGAGUCAUCGGAAGAGGUGAAGAAGGCUGAGCAGUAGGAAGAUUGUGUGACGGCUUCAGUUUUUUGGCAUAUUCACAUUUUGAUAAGAUUCUGCCAUACCUAUUCUUUUUUUUGCAAGCAAACCAACAGAACAUUCAAUCACCUAUUGUUUAGUACUUAGUAUCUUUACAUCAGCUGCAUUUCUACUUUGGAUGGGUUGUGAUUUAGAAUGCAACGCUUUUCUGAUUGUUGUACCUAUUUGUUUCUGUAUAUCUUUGGGCUUUGUUUUGAUCAUUGUCGAACAUCACAGCUAUUACAAGUGUUAUCAUGUACUGGAAAACGAUUUGGUGUUCCUCUGAUUUUCAUCGUGAUGUGGUUAGUAUGCA